This is a messenger RNA of Vespula vulgaris, 17117 nucleotides long. RefSeq names its product ankyrin-3-like. Lineage: Eukaryota; Metazoa; Arthropoda; Insecta; Hymenoptera; Vespidae. Gene Ontology annotation, biological process: neuronal action potential; regulation of cardiac muscle contraction; negative regulation of delayed rectifier potassium channel activity. Bases 188 to 13921 code for a protein of 4577 amino acids. The record is from RefSeq and is a predicted model, not a curated record. Gene Ontology annotation, cellular component: membrane; axon initial segment; synapse. Gene Ontology annotation, molecular function: transmembrane transporter binding. The transcript is spliced from 28 exons.
CCUCCUCGGUCGUUCGUUCGUUCCGUACUUCUGGCGUUACCUUUCCCGGGCGGCUUCACGAAUGGUGGAUUGACGCGGGCCUCUCUACGAGGGUAGUCAUUUUUUUCACGCUCGAUUCACGAUCCCCUCGUCGAGCCGGAGAGAGAACAUCGUCAAAGACGUCUCCUGGUUCUCCGGCUACGACAUCAUGGUCACGGACAGUACGAAUCAGGCUGACGAUACAACCGCAUUUCUUCGCGCAGCUCGAUCUGGAAACCUCGAAAAAGUCAUCGAAUAUCUAGACACUGAUUUAGAUAUCAAUACAGCUAACUCGAACGGUCUAAACGCUUUGCAUUUAGCAUCGAAAGAUGGACACGUUGAGAUAGUGACGGAACUUUUGAAAAGGGGUGCAAAGGUCGACGCUGCGACAAAGAAAGGCAAUACCGCAUUGCACAUAGCAUCUUUAGCUGGUCAAGCGGAAAUAGUUAGUAUUCUUAUUCAAUAUGGUGCUGCGGUUAAUAUUCAAUCGCAAAAUGGAUUCACACCAUUAUAUAUGGCGGCCCAAGAGAAUCACGAUCAGGUCGUCAAGCUGUUGCUUAGCAAUGGAGCCAAUCAAAGCCUCGCUACGGAGGAUGGAUUCACCCCCCUUGCUGUUGCUAUGCAGCAAGGCCACGACAAAGUCGUCAGUGUACUUUUGGAAAACGAUUCGAAAGGAAAAGUUAGGCUACCGGCGCUUCAUAUCGCCGCUAAAAAGGACGAUUGUAAAGCCGCCGAUUUACUUUUGCAGAACGACCACAAGCCGGAUGUCACGUCUAAGAGUGGCUUCACGCCUCUCCACAUUGCUGCUCAUUAUGGAAACGAGGAGAUAGCACGUUUGUUAAUUAAACGUGGUGCUGAUGUGAACUAUUUGGCAAAACACAAUAUCAGUCCUCUCCAUGUAGCAGCGAAAUGGGGCAAAAAUAACAUGGUAAAAAUCCUGUUAGAAAACUCGGCACAAAUAGAUGCAAAAACUAGAGAUGGUUUAACUCCAUUACAUUGUGCUGCACGAUCUGGACAUGAGGAAGUUGUUAAUACUCUCCUUGAGAACUCAGCACCAAUCAGUGCACGUACAAAGAAUGGUUUAGCACCCUUGCAUAUGGCCUCUCAAGGAGAUCACGUGGAUGCUGCUAGAGCAUUACUCUAUCAUCGUGCACCAGUGGACGAAGUAACGAUCGAUUAUUUAACUUCGCUACAUGUAGCCGCACACUGCGGCCACGUUAGAGUCGCGAAAUUGCUUUUGGAUAGAAAGGCGGAUCCAAAUGCACGAGCUUUAAACGGUUUUACGCCUUUGCACAUCGCUUGCAAGAAGAAUCGUAUAAAGGUCGUCGAGUUGUUGCUGAAACAUGGCGCAUCGAUCGAGUCUACGACAGAGUCCGGACUGACUCCCUUACACGUGGCCAGUUUUAUGGGAUGCAUGAAUAUCGUGAUAUUCCUACUACAACACGAAGCCAAUCCCGACGUGCCAACUGUUAGGGGAGAAACACCCCUACACCUGGCAGCUAGAGCUAAUCAAACCGAUAUUAUUCGAAUUUUAUUAAGAAAUGGAGCCAAAGUCGAUGCACGUGCUAGGGAACAACAAACACCGUUGCACAUCGCAUCCAGAUUGGGUAACAUCGAUAUAGUUAUGUUACUCUUGCAACACGGUGCAGCCGUUGACACAACAACGAAAGAUAUGCACACGGCAUUGCACAUUGCAGCAAAGGAAGGUCAGGAGGAGGUGGCCGCUAUUCUAGUGGAGAAUAAUGCUUCGGUAAAAGCCACAACGAAAAAUGGUUUUACGCCGCUCCACAUAGCGGCCAAAUAUGGCAAUAUGAACGUGGCAAAGAUCCUUCUACAAAAGGACAGCAAGCUUGAUGCUCAAGGAAAGAACGACAUUACACCACUGCAUUUGGCUUGUCAUUACGAUCACCCAAAUGUCGCGAAUCUUCUAUUAGAGAAAGGUGCUUCACCCCAUCUUGCAUCACAGAAUGGACAUACUCCGUUACACAUCGCUGCUCGUAAAAAUCAGAUGGACAUUGCUUCUACUCUGUUGGAAGGCGGAGCGAACGCAAAUGCCGAAUCUAAGGCAGGAUUCACGCCUUUACAUUUGAGCUCACAAAAGGGUCAUUACGAUAUGACGAAUUUACUUAUUGAGCAUGGAGCUGAUCCAAACCAUAAAGCUAAGAAUGGUCUAACAGCGUUGCACCUCUGUGCUCAAGAAGAUUUCGUCAGAGUCGCUUCUAUUCUUGUAAAAAAUGAUGCCAAUGUCGAAAGUCAAACCGAGACUGGUUAUCGACCAAUUCACGUUGCCGCACAUUUUGGAAAUCUCUCGAUGAUACGAUUUCUAUUAAAACACAAUGCUGAGAUCGACGUAAGAACGGCUCAAAAUUACACGCCUCUUCAUCAAGCCGCGCAACAGGGUCACGCUCAUGUUGUUAGUGCUCUAUUAGAAGGGAAUGCUUCGCACAAAGCUCGUACAAACGAUGGCUUGACUGCUUUAAAUAUUGCUCAAAAGUUAGGGUAUAUAUCAGUGAUGGAAGUAUUGAAAGGAAUGCCUUACGAUAAUUUAGUUCCGGAUAAUAAAAAUUGGGAAGAAAAGUACAAAGUUAUAGCACCAGAGAGUUUGCAAGAAACGAGUCUCAUGUCCGAUUCGGAUGACGAGGGUGCUUCGGAUGCAUUGAUUAGCGAGCAACCAUACAAAUAUCUUACCGCGGAUUUAAUGAAGAGCCUACGAGAUGAUUCCUUACCAAUCGAUGUAACGAAGGACGACCCAAUACACAGACAAGUUACAAAAGAAGAAAAACAGGAAUUCACCCAAAGCAAUAAUUACUGUCUGGCAGAAAACUUUGACAGUAAUGAUGCAUUGAAUUUGGGGAGACUUCACUUCCGAUCAUUUUUAGUGAGUUUCCUCGUGGAUGCACGAGGUGGUGCAAUGAAGGGUUGCAGGCACAGUGGUGUACGAAUAAUUGUUCCACCCCGUAGAGCAACGAUGCCGUUACGGGUAACGUGUAGAUUAGUAAAACCUAGUAAAGUAGCUAAUCCACCGCCUCUAAUGGAAGGUGAAGCUUUAGCAACUCGAAUUAUAGAGAUGGGUCCAGUUGGAGCAAACUUUUUAGGGCCAGUAUUGAUAGACAUACCACAUUUUGCAUCGAUCCGUGGCAAAGAAAGAGAAAUUAUUAUUCUUAGGAGUGAAAAUGGAGAAACAUGGAAGGAACAUGAUAAUUCCGUUGAUAAUGACGAUACUUUGCUUAAUACACCACAUGAUCCCCAAAUGAAUGCAGCCCAUUCCGGCAGAAUAACUCGUAUAAUAACGAGUGACUUUCCUCAAUAUUUCGCGAUAGUGACUAGAAUCAAACAAGAAGUACACGUAAUAGGAGCCGAAGGUGGAAUUUUAAUGUCCAGUGUAGCAAACGACGUUCAAGCUGUAUUUCCACCUGGUGCUCUGACGAAAAAAAUUAAAGUUGGCUUACAAGCACACGUCAUCCCUGCGGAGCUUACAGCCAAACUUUUAGGUAACUGUGUUGCUGUAUCACCAGUCAUUACAAUUGAGCCCAGGAGAAGAAAGUUUCACAAGCCGAUUACCUUGACAAUACCCGUACCACAAGCUGCAAACAAAGGAAUGAUCAAUCAAUACGGAGGCGAAACACCAACUUUACGAUUGCUUUGCAGCAUCGCUGGUGGUACCAGUGAAGCUCAAUGGGAAGAUGUUACUGGUUCAACGCCAUUGACGUUCAUGAACGACCGUGUGUCCUUUACAACUACAGUUUCAGCUAGGUUUUGGCUGAUGGAUUGUAGGAAUAUUAGCGAAGUUCCAAAAAUGGCGACGGAACUAUAUAAAGAAUCUUUGUUUGUACCUUACAUUACAAAUUUCGUGAUAUAUUCAAAACGAAUGGAUACUCUCGAAGCUACAUUAAGGAUAUUGUGCAUGACUGAUGGCAAGGAAGGAAUGCACACAUUGGAAAGACAAGAAGAGUUCUUAGAGAUUGUAAAGAGUCGUGAUGUCGAGGCUCUACAUGGAAAAGAUCUUUACAUCGAAUUCAGCGGAAACCUAAUACCAGUUACAAAAUCAGGAGUACAAUUAAAGUUUACUUUUAAAGCUUUCCGUCAGAAUCGUCUAUCGUUUCACGUUAAAGUAAGAGAUCCACUUUUGGAUCCUGUAGCAAGAAUGUUGUUUAUGCGCGAGCCCAAAGUUGCAAAGGGUGAACCACCACAGCAACCAAUUUGUGUACUGAAUAUCGUCUUACCUGAGGUUACGAGCAAAAUUGAAAUUCAGAAGAAACUAACAGCAGUGUACGAAGAUUCGAAUAUCAUAAGUCAAAAAAUGGACUCUUACAAAUCAAAAUACGGUAUGGAACAGAAGGAGAAGGGAGACCAGCCAAAAGACACGUCACCUUCAGAGGAAAAAUUCAUUGCCGAUACUCUACAGAAAGAACAAACAGAUGCCGCUACUAUCCACGAAUCCUUUGCACAAAAAGCGGCUUGUCCCCUAGAAUCCGUAGAUGCUAGUUAUCCCAAUAAAGUAGCCGGCCAACAAGAGCACGAUCUUUCGCCUAGCGUCGAAAAGCAAACAUAUUCGGAGAAGCGAAAAUUUUGGGAGGAUAUAUCAAAGAAGAGAGAGAGUUAUCAACGUUCCGAAUCCGAGGUAUCAAGGACCUCACAAUUGACGGUGAACGAGAGUGACAGUGAGUAUAUGCAAAAUGUCGUAUCGGAGGAAGAGAUAACUGAGGUAACAUCUGUUGGCUCGGAUACUAUGGAAAAUGUUAAUAUCCCUGAUAUUUCGGAAUGUUCCGUGGCAGAGAAGGCACAUUAUUUUGAGGAACAAAUACAAAAGGAAUUGAGUAAGGUACCGGCUAAAUUGCAACAGCAGGAUUCUGUGAAACUUGAAAAAGAUAAAAGUGUUAAGGUUAAACGAACAGAAAAGUCUAUUGAUGUUGGCCAAGUGGAAACGAUGAGAGAUGUGGAACACGAGGGGAAAGAAUUAAAGUCGAGUCAUGUAGAAGAGAAGGAUAAGGACGAAAGUGAUAAGUUAAGGAAGGAAGACUUCAAAGGUGAAGAGAUUAUAUAUAAGGAAAGGAUCGAUGAGUUUGUUAGGAAGGAAUAUCAGGAGAAAUUAGUUGUCGGUUUGGAAAAAAAGGUUGAGCUGCACCGAGAAGUAAGGGAUAUAGAGGACAAGAAAGAAGAUGAAAGGAAAGAAUCCGAACUAAAGAAGAAAAAGGAAGAAGAGGAAAUUAAGAAGAAGGCAGCUGAACUACAGAAAAAGCUAGAGGAAGAAGAAGCAAAGAGGAAAGAGACUGAAGUGAAGAAGAAACAAGAAGAAGAGGAAGCAAAGAGAAAAGAAGCCGAACUAAAGAAGAAACAAGAAGAAGAAGAAGCAAGAAGGAAAGAGGCUGAAUUGAAAAAGAAAAAAGAGGAAGAAGAAGCGAAGAAGAAAGAAGCCGAACUAAAGAAGAAACAAGAAGAAGAAGAAGCAAAAAGGAAAGAGGCUGAAUUGAAAAAGAAAAAAGAGGAAGAAGAAGCGAAGAAGAAAGAAGCCGAACUAAAGAAGAAACAAGAAGAAGAAGAAGCAAAAAGGAAAGAGGCUGAAUUAAAAAAGAAAAAAGAGGAAGAAGAAGCGAAGAAGAAAGAAGCCGAACUAAAGAAGAAACAAGAAGAAGAAGAAGCAAAAAGGAAAGAGGCUGAAUUGAAAAAGAAAAAAGAGGAAGAAGAAGCGAAGAAGAAAGAAGCCGAACUAAAGAAGAAACAAGAAGAAGAAGAAGAAGCAAGAAGGAAAGAGGCUGAAUUGAAAAAGAAAAAAGAGGAAGAGGAAGCGAAAAGAAAACAAGCUGAAUUGAAGAAGAAGAAGGAAGAAGAAGAAGCAAAGAAGAAGAAGGAAGAAGAAGAAGCAAAGAAGAAGAAGGAAGAAGAAGAAGCAAAGAGGAAGAAGGAAGAAGAAGAAGCAAAGAAGAAGAAGGAAGAAGAAGAGGCAAAGAAGAAAGAAGAAGAAGCAAAGAGGAAGAAGGAAGAAGAAGAGGCAAAGAAGAAAGAAGAAGAAGCAAAGAAAAAGAAGGAAGAAGAAGAAGCAAAGAAAAAGAAGGAAGAAGAAGAAGCAAAGAAGAAGAAGGAAGAAGAAGAAGCAAAGAAGAAGAAGGAAGAAGAAGAAGCAAAGAAGAAGGAAGAAGAAGAAGCUAAGAGAAAAGAGGCUGAAUUGAAGAAGAAAAAGGAAGAAGAAGAGGCAAAGAAGAAAGAAGAAGAAGCAAAGAAAAAGAAGGAAGAAGAAGAAGCAAAGAAGAAGAAGGAAGAAGAAGAAGCAAAGAAGAUGAAGGAAGAAGAAGCAAAGAAGAAGAAGGAAGAAGAAGAAGCAAAGAAGAAGGAAGAAGAAGAAGCAAAGAAGAAGAAGGAAGAAGAAGAAGCUAACAGGAAAGAAGCUGAAUUGAAGAAGAAAAAAGAAGAGGAAGAAAUUAAAAGAAAAGAGAUCGAACUAAAGAAGAAACAAGAGGAAGAGGAAGCAAAGAGGAAAAAAGAGGAAGAAGAAGCAAAGAGAAGAAAAGAGGAAGAAGAAGCAAAGAAAAAAAAACUAGAAGAAGAAGCAAAAAGGAUCAAAGAAGAGGAAGAAACUAAGAGGAAAGAGGCUGAACUAAAGAAGAAACAAGAGGAAGAGGAAGCAAAGAGGAGAAAAGAAGAAGAAGAAGAGGCAAAGAAAAAAAAACAAGAAGAAGAAGUAAAAAAGAAAAGAGAAGAGGAAGAAACUAAGAGGAAAGAGGUCGAACUAAUGAAGAAACAAGAGGAAGAGGAAGCAAAGAGGAGAAAAGAAGAAGAAGCCAAAAUGAAAAAAGAAGAGGAAGAAGCAAAGAAGAAAGAAGCGGAACUAAAGAAGAAAGAAGAAGAAGAAAAAGUAAAGAAAAAAGAAACUGAAUUGAAAAAGAAACAAGAGGAAGAGGAAGCAAAGAAGAAAGAGACUGAUCUGAAGAAGAAACAAGAGGAAGAGGCGAAGAAAAGUGAAUCAAAGAGGAAAGAAGAAAUGGAACUUCAAAAAGAAGCAUAUGAGGAAUUGGAAAAACACGUCGAAAAAGCUACAUUGGUACAAAUUUUACCAGAACAAUUGGAGAGGUCGAUCGAGGAAGCUAGGGAAAUACAUCAGAAAGAAUUACCAGAGCAUAUAGACAGAAUCGUCGAAAAACACGAGUUGGAACUUCAAAAAGAAUAUUUAAUGGAACGUGGAGAAUCGUCGACGGAAUCGCCAAAGCACUCUAUGGAAAUUGCAGGUAAAGAAAGUGAAUUGAUGCAGAUACAUUCAAAACAGACGGAGCAUAAAGAAGAUAUUUCAAUGCAAGAUAAAGGUUUGGGCAAGGAUAUGUCAACUGGGAGACGUGUUAUAAAGGAAGAAACAACUAUAAUAUGGAAGGUUCAAGAAGAUGGAAGCUUAGUGCAAGAAAAAGUGACAAAGACCGUUCAGAUCGAAGGGGAUGAAGAUGUGCCUGUAACCACAGAAAUAAUGAAUGUUCCUGAAACUAGUUUAGAACCAAAAGUGCUAUACGAAGCACAUUAUACUGCUGCUGAUUUGGAGGAAAAGUUGAAGGAGGAUACUAAGAUCGAAAUAAGUAAAAAAGAUCAAGUUACUGCGUUUAUUCCGGAAGUACAAAAAGAAAAGACUGAAGAUUUAGAAAAAGAAAAAUUAGAGGAGGAUAAGAUUCCUCUUCAAAAGUCCACGAUAGAAAGUGAUAGUAAGCUAACGAAAAAAGAAUUUGAAUCGCGUAUACCGAUUUCGAUGGCUAAAGUUGAAAAAGAUAGAAAUCACAAAGAAUCGAGAAGCAAAACUUCGACAGAGUCGAAACGUUUGUUAGAGAAAUCAGAAAUCGAUAAAUCGAGCGCACCACAGGAAGAGCCUAGCAUCACAUCACCCGUGGAUAAGAAGAAAGAAUUUGAAUCUCGUAUUCCUAAACGUAUCAUAGAUACUUCUGCAACUAAAUCGUCUGAGAAAGAUAUUAAAAAGGGAUAUCACGUUAAGACGGAAACGGAAACUUGCACGGUGACCGAGAAGAAAUCCUCCAGCCAAGAAACAACUUCCAAGAGUGAAACUCAAACGUUUUCUAAAACUUUUACCGAUCCACAUAAAGCAUUUAAAUUGCUCGAGGAUAUGAGCGAGAAAGAUACAAUAAAACUAUCUAAAGUCGAUCAUAAAGCUUCCAGUAAGUUAGAAAAGAAAGAAGUUGUAUCUUCCGAAAUUUCUAAAGGCACGGACAAAUAUAUCGUGCACGAAGAAAAAGAACAAAUCGAGUGUAAGAAACUAUCGGAAUCCAAAAUGAAAAAGGAAUCGUCGACUGAAACUGUAGAAAAAGAGGAAAGUAAAAGCAAGAAAGUAGACGAAACGGCUGUUCAAAAGAUGUCGAUAAAUUUACAAGAUGGACAGGAAACGAUCGAUGCAAGCGCUUCGAAAAAUAGAGUCGAAGCCAAGAAGGAACAAUUAUCUAAAAAGCUUGAAGACAAGGAAGGUAUAAUGACUGAGGAGUCUGGAGUCAGUAGACUGAAGGAAAGUGAUAUCGAUAUAGCCGUUAGAAUACAUAAAGAGGAUGUUGAAAAAAAGAAAGUUGAAGACACGGGAGAACCUCCAGUGACAUCUAAAAUAUUCGAAGACUUAGGAAAAGUAGAAAUGGUAACUAAAGGAGAGUCGCAUAAAGAAACUGUUGAAAGUUUCGAUGCAAGACACUUUAUACCUAGCAGCAAAGUAGAAGAGAAGUUGGUAUCCGUUAAAAAAGAUGGAAAGCCAGAAGAAAAAGCUCAAGUCCUGAGCCAUGAAACUUUGGAAGAAAAACAACGACGUGCUGCAAAAGAAAUAGAGGCUAGGCAAAUAGUGGAGUGUCUUAUAGAAUCGAUCGAAAAUGAAAUAACAAAAAGAUCGUCUAUAACGGAAGAUCCGAAAGCUGCCAUCGUUGACAGUAAUUAUUUACAGCAAGUUAUUAAAGAAAGCGUGGAAACGGAUCAUGAAAAGUUAGCUGAUGAUUUAACGAAAAAAUUCGAAAGUAUUAUGAAGAGGACAAUGGACGAAGAAUUGGUAGAAUCUACAAAGGACACUGACUCUACCGCGGAAUCGGCAAAACUAAGAUCGUCUAUACACGAAGAAGAGAAAAGAUCUACCAGAGAUAGCAUGAGUAUAAGCGAGGAUAUAACGAAGGACGAAGAGUCUUCGCUUCACGAUAAAGACGAAAGCUUCCUUUUAUCUUCGUCACAGGCAAGAUUACCUGAGAGAGACAUCACAAUGAGUCCAAGUAGUAUAUCAGAUCAAAUAGAGUUGGAAGAAACGAUGGACGUUGAUACGAAUGAACUUGAAGACAUUACCAAGCCAACUUCGAGUCCACAAUCAGAAAAAUUACGUUCUGAUAGAUCUAGCGCGCAAGCUGAAUCGUUACAAAGAGAAUCAUACGAACCUCAAUACGAUAUCAGCUUGCCAAAGGAUAGAAUAUAUGACGUUUCUGGAGCUAGAGUAUUGGAGAUCGUUGAACCAGGUAUCGACAGUCAAUCGAGACAAGAUUCCGUCGAUGUGCCAUCUUUAGAAAUGGACGAAUAUAAAAUUUCUGAAGAUACAGGAAAAACUAUUUCAUCCCUGCACGAAAGUGCAGCCGUAGAUUCUUUGGAAAGGAUUGCCCAAGAACGUGAUAUGACCUUUAGCCCUAGUACAGUAUCGGAAGACAUUAACGUUGACUACUCCCUGGUACACGAACAGAUCCCUACGACAACAACGGAAAAAUACGAAGUCAGUGUAAAAAGAGCUGAUAGUUUUGAAAUCGAAAGUCCACCUCUUGUUUCACCAAGAUUAAAAAUAAGGCACGAUCUUGAAAUAAAGCCAGUCAAUUGGAUGAUCGGUGAUGAGAAAAUCGAAAUAUCUGAGACCCUACAACCUUCGCAGGUCUUCAAUCAAGAAUUAGAGGAAUAUGAGACAACUAUAAAGAAGCAAAGAUUAUCUUCCCAAAGCGAAUCAGCUGAUUUGGAACAAGAAUCUGCUACAAAAUCUUCAGAAGAUCCAAGUGUUAUAGAAUCUAUCAAGGAAUCUAUAACAACAGGAGAUACAACGGUGACCACAGUAAUUAAAACGAAAAAGUUUACCGUCAUCCCUGUCAGUGAUCAAGACAUAGAGAGUGAAUUAAUAGAAAAUAAAUUAGAAGUUAGCUGUCAAGAAUUAGUGGAUACUUUAAAACGUGAAUAUGAAGCUAAAACACCUACCGAAGAUUUAACUGUCAGUAUACGGCGACCUUUAUCCUUAGAAGAAGCAAAAAUAAAGUUAAGUGAAAUGAAACUAGUGGAAUCAAGUAAAAUCGAGACAACUACCGAUCAACUUGAAAUUUCUAGCGAAAAAGAAAGCAUUGACACUGCUAAAGAAAUUACGUCCGUCUCUGAAGAAAAAUCAGAAACUAAAGAAGAAGUUACGGAGCAAAUUGGGAAAGACGAAGAGAUGGGUGGAGAGCCAUUAACAGAGAAAUACGAGGAUGAUACAGUAAAGGAUACUACUAUGACCAAAAAUGGGCUUAGCUUGGAAAAGAUAGCAGAACCAUCGAAGGAAGAUGUAAAGCUUUUGGAAGACACCCAAACGCAAGAUAUUGCUGCUGGAGGAACAUUGGAGGAUGAUGUUGAUAAGGCUGUCCACGUGGACGAUCUCGCGAAAGAAUGGACGGAACCGAGCCUAACAAAAAUAAAAAUUUCUAGCGAUGACUAUAAAAGACACGUUGAGAAAGGUUUCGAAAAACGUGAGAAAGCAGCAAGAGCCAGCACGGUAACUUCUUCCGAUACAUGUGCCUUUAAACUAAAGAAAGACGAUCUUCCAGGUGUUGAUUUAAGCUCGCGAUAUGCAAUUACAGUUCUAGAUCAAGUAGUUAAGAAAGAAAUAGCGGAGGUGAAGGAGUCCUUAGAGGCCGCGAGGCAAGACUUGAUAGAAGAACUCAGUGAGAACAGUGAGACUGUAAUACAAAUCAAAGACUCGCCUUCUGAAUUUCAAUUCAAAUUACAACCAGAAUCUAUACCCAAUGAUUUACCCUUUUUAUACAGACCUCCAUCUUUGGAACAGAUCGCCGUAGAUAUCGAAGGUAUGAAGACGGAGUCGUUGAUAACGAGCGAGGAAAAGCCUGAUGAAUCGAAAAGAGAUGAGAAAGAAAUUCCAGCUACGGAAAGUGGAUCGGAAGAAAUCGAGCUCGAAGCAUCCGGCGACGAAAUGGACAAAGAAAAGGUAUGUAUGGAUAUUGAGAUGGAGCUAGACAAGUCUGAAACGGAAACUCUAUCUGCCGUCCAUGAAGAGAGUAAAGAAGACGACGAUACGCGUCCUAGUCCCGUACCAGCCAGCAGAUCAUGCUCAGACGUAGAGUACAAAGACGAGAGUUCCUCCUCCUUGCAUCCACCUCAACCAGUACCAAGGAGACGACAUAAACCUGCACGGGCAUCGAAAAAAGUUACUUCCGAAAGUGAGGUCGAUCCUGGUUCCAGUUCGGGCGAGAGUAGCAACUAUCAAUCUUGCGACUACGAAAUUGGCAGUGGAAGUAGACCAAGUUCUUCCGAUGUAGAAGCCCUCCAGUCCGCUACGAUGCCACCAUCGGGAACAACUUCCGAGUAUGAGACAGCGAUGAUGUCCGUUGAACACUCCACCACCUCAAGGCCAACUUCUCAAGAAUAUCAAACUGCCGUGAGUACAUUAAGUUCUCGCGAAUCUAUGAAAUCUUUAAGUUCGUUUAGUUCAGGCCAUCUUGGUAGUAUCGAUAGUACCAGCGAGUUAUCAGAAACAUUGGUAGCAUCUGAAGCGGAUGCUGACAAGGGCGAAGAACACGAAGAUUUGGAACGUGCGUUUGACGAAGAACAUGCCGAAUCCGAUUCCUCUGGAAGCGAUAUACCUAUGGACGAUGCGAUGGACAAAAUCGAUAGCAAUAUACCUUGUCGAAUGAAGCGAUCGUCGGAGAUGAUAUUUCAACAGAUCAUGGACGAUAACGCCGCUCUCGAUACGGAUUUAGAUGAGCCUAUUUUGGAGCAAGACACGAAGGGAGUCGAUUUUGCGACGUCUGCUUUUGUUGUAACACCUGGUGCCGUGCAAUCGGUAGAUAUAAUGACGGCUAGGGUUACGGAAGACGGCGUUCAAAGCGUAUCCACCCAGGUAAUCUCGACCCAAGUAACGACGUCAACAACUGAGAUACCUGCUGAAGAAACUACAUUGAAAACUACAGUGGGAACAGAAAUUGAUGAUAAACCAUCGGACGAGUCGCUCGAAAUGCUAAGUAUGGAACCAGAUUCUUUGGAACCGAAAUCUGGGAUAAGUGUCACAGCAGAUGAGAGUACUGAAACGGUGAUGCAAACAUCAGCGCGCUCGAUAAUACAGCAAGCAAGUAUGUCUACAUCUUCGACCUCCGGACUGUCUCUUGAUACAGUUAUAGAAAAAGCAAAAUCCGAACGAUCCGAAUCACCGGGUAGUGAUUCUUUUGAACUAGUCGAUAAGCCUGACAUUAUAGAUGACUUUGUUGUGAUCGAAGAAGUUGGACGUGAAGCAGAAGAAUUUGAUUCUGAAGGUAAAAGUAUACGUAUUACCGCAAUACCUCAAGUUAGUAGUAAGCAAUAUGAUCGAGACUUGGAGAACUUAAUUACGGAGAAUAAAGAAGACUCUCAAGUAUCCACGAGUCAAACCUCGCGGAACAAUGAAUUAUUCGACUUUGAAUCCGAAGAAAGUCCACCUCAAGCAUCCAACGACGAUCAAUAUUCUCAAUCUUAUUCAGACGAGGAACCGUACGAAACUGGUAAGAAAUGGAUUGAGAUGCAAUUUCAUGCGGACGCAAGAGUCUACGAUAUUGAAUACGAUCGUGGCCCCUUAGAAGAUAUCAAAGAAGAAGAGAUUACUGAUUUCGAGGCUGGUAGUAGUCGAUUUGGAAGUUUAGGAAGUCACAAAGAAUCAAUAGGAAGUGUUGGUAGCAUGCGUGGUAGUUUUGGUAGUACUCCGGAUUAUGAUGUUCUAGCUGGUAAAAAAUAUUUCACUAAACCUUCAGAUCACGAUACUGUAUCCCUCAGUUCGUUGCAGGAAUUCGAACAUCUGGAGAGUGCCGUAGCGGCAGAAAACUCGAAAAGAUUGCAAUGUGGUUCUCAAGAUUCUAUUAAUAAUGGGAGUCUUCCAAGAAGGUAUAUGACUGGUCGAUCUGGUCAUGGAGAUGAUAUUUCUCUGUCUUCGUUAAAAGAUUUUGAAGGUCUAGAAAGAGCUUGUCGAGAAGCUCACUUAAUUGAACUUCGUGCUAGGGAGGAAGAAGAUCUUUUAGAACACGAAAGUCCUGAAAAUAGAUACAAAAUGGAAAGUCUUCAACGUAAAUCGGAAAUUAGUGCUACGGGCUCGAUUAAUCCAAGCACUUCUGGCUCGGAUGACUAUGAGAAAAGAAUAAAGGAAAUUGAUGAGAUUAUACGUAUAGCUCAGUCUAACGUAGAGAGAUUAGACCGACAGGAUGAUACUACAGAAGAUAUUUCACAAAUAGAAAUUACGGAUAUUGAAAAAACUGGUUCAGAAGCUAUUGUACCAGUGGUAACAGAAGCCGAGGACAUCCAACGUGCCAAAGAUACAAAUAUCAUGGAGACAAGUACAGAUUCAUUAGAAUUGGAAGAUAAUGCGGAUAAAAAACAUCCCUUAUGUCAAAGUUCAGAUUCUUUAGAAAUGAAAACAACAUUAGAUUUCCCAUCUUUAAGUUCUGACUCAUUGAAUAAUGUCAGGGAUACCAGAGACGCUCAACUUGACGUAGCAGAACAAUUUAGCAAUGGAAGACGUAUGUCAUCAGACUCUUUGGACGUACCUAUUAUUGAACAACCUGAUAAUGAAAUACAAGAAGAAAGUAAUAAUCGUUCUGAAAGACCAGCAGUUGAUAAUUCUGUAGGACAAAGUUCGUCAACAGAAACAAAUAUUGCUAAACAAGAUACAACAAAAUUGCCACCAAGUAGUAAAACAUAAAAAAAAAUAUGAUCCAUAUAGAUAGAGGACUAUGAUGAUGAAUUUCACACGACUUCAUAAAUAUACUACAAAAUAAUUCAAGAAGCUUUACAUGUAAAACAUGAUAUCAAGAGUAAUAUACUACAGAACUUGUGCAUUGUGGAUAUAUAAAACAUUGUAUUUAUGUUUGUUUUUGUAGCAUCUUCUAAAAAUAUUUGUAUUAAUAUGCUUAAAUAAGAUAGUUACAAUAUUCAGAAUAUAAUGUUGUUGUGCAAAUGAGAUAGGAGAGUGAAAGAUGCUUGCUUGUUUAAUAUUAAAUAUGUAAUGACAUAUUAAUAAUUCAUAAUGUACUGUUUUUAAAAAAUGCUGAAUUGUUUUACGAAAAACUGUUUAAACUUUUGACAUAUGUUGCGUUUAUGAAUUUAUAUUUUACGUGCUACUUAUAUCUUUAUCUUGUAUUAUAGUAAGAGCGUAUCUAAAUGAUAAGUUAUAAAAAUGUCUUAAUUAUAUGAUAUUAUCAUAUAACUUUCUCUUCAAAAAUAUUUGAUAAAUUUUACAUAUCUUGCAAUUUAUAUUAUAAUUUGUAAAUUUUUGUGGGUUAUAAUAUAUUAUAACGCUAUUUUCUGUGAAUACUCAUAAGCAAGAAAAUACUUAAGAUUUAAAUAGGAAAUUUUAUAUGCAAAUGUAAUAUUUAGAAUUUACAAAAUUAGAUAUUACAAGAAUAGACAGAAAGCAUUUUUUAAAGGCCAGCAUAUAUAAUAGUAUAAAUCUUUUUGAAAGGAACAUUAUUAUUAUUAUUAUUAUUAUUAUUAUUAUUAUUAUUAUUGUUGUUGUUAUUCUAAUUAUAAUUAGUAUGAUUAUAAUUAUGAUUAUGAUUAUGAUUAUUAUGAUUAUUAUGAUUAUUAUUAUUACUAUUAUUAUUACCCAUUAGCAUGAAUUUAUUGAUUUACUUUAAACUUUUAUUCGUUUAGUUUAAAUCACUUGAAAUUUAAAAACCAUACAUUAUAUUUGCAUAUACAUUACCUAAAUAAUCUUUUCGAUCACUUUGAAGCUAUGUUCUUAUUAAUGAAAAAUAUAAAUCUAUGUACCACUUUAUACGAAGAAUUUUUAUACGUAACAAACCUUUUAUUAAAAUGAAUUUUAUGUUCAUUUCAUGUCUCUAAAGUGCUAUGUAAAUUUAUAUACUAUACAUAUAUUAUAUAUAAAACCAUAAGAUAUAUAUAUAUAUAUAAAUAUUUCACUUGAUUUGCAUUAACGAUGCUACAAACAUAACAGCAACAUUUGUGGAAAAAUAGGAAAAAUGAAGAGAAGUACGCCUAAUAUUAAAUAUUAACUAUUAAAAUUUGUCUCAUCUGAAAUUUCUUUUUUUUGUAAUAAUUUUAUGCUAAAUAUCAUAUCUACGUCUUACCAAUUAUUUCAUAUAAAACAAGUCAUGUUAACAAAUAUAAAAGAAGCAAAAAAAAAGAAAAUAUGUAAGAACUGAAAUAUGAGAUACAAACAAAAGAAAAUAGCUCUAACCUUGUACCACGUCCUUUUCCUUAUUGUCCUAUUUAAUUAAAUGCUAAUGCCUAACGGUUUUUAUCAAACGGCUUUUUGCUUAUUAUGAUAACAUACACGCAAUAAAAAAACAAUUAAUUUUAAAAAAUAAAUAGGAUUAUUAAAGUCGAUGGAGAACUACGUAACUUUGUACUGCAAUAUUUCACCCAGAUACGAUUUCGCGGGAUUUACCUUUAUUCAGACAAAGGCAACGUGAUUGCAAUGUUGCCAAUAUAGUUUUUUGUUUAUUUGACUGUGAUAAUUUAUAGUUAAUAUAUGUGUUAUUUAUGAAAUUAUUAAACUUAUUAAAAAUAAUAAUUGAAUAAAUGUUAAUAUUAUCGGAAAUAUUUCAUAAAUUUACUGUCAACAUCGUAAUGUUUUACUUUUUAGCAAAUUAAGGUGUUCCAGAUGACGCUAGUUGACAUCAUAAUUCACGCGCCAAAUUAUAAAUCAUUCUUAGAGACUUUCAUCUAUACAAACUUUUUUUAUAUUAAAAAGAACUGAUUAUUUGUAUUAAUAUCAUUUUCACGUGAAUUUAUUAUUUUCAAUACAUAUUAUUAUUUAUCAAUUAUUAAAACUUAUUUCGCCUUUAUUUAACUCAUAAAUUAAAUAAGUAACAAUGAUUUUUUAUUUCCUUUUGAUUAAAUGUAUCUUACAAAUUCAUAAUCGCAGAAAAUUUGCUUUCAUUUGAUUUACAACUUGAAAGAUCCAAAUAAAGCAAGAUAUCAUAUAAAUAUAAUAUAUCAGAAUGUUAAGACAACAGUCUUCAUACAAUAAAUAUACAAUACAUCGAAUAAGUUCUACCAAUCCAGCAUAUUGUGACUUAUCAAACAAUAAUCCAAUAGCGACAAGAGCGAACAUAUUAUUCAAUAUUGUUAUUCCUAAAAAAUUAUGUAUAUCCUGAAAAAAAAAAUUAUUUAUACACAUACAAAAUUUACACAUUUUUGUUAAAAAGUCGAAUUCAAAUUAAAAUUAUCUCGCUUACUUGUUUUUCAUUAUUAUACAACUGUAAAUGUUUAUAAAAAAUUAUUAAAAAAUGUAAAAUAAUAUAGACGGUUUGCCACGUUGGUAUACGAACAUUGUAUUUGAUUCUAGACGUUACCUAGAAAAAAAUAUUUCAUUUGAUAAUUAAUAUUUCGUAAGAUUUUAUUAUUUAUUUUAUUAACGUCUUAUUUAUUUUCUUUUACGUUAUAAUAUUUUAGUUAAUUGUUAUAUGUUUAGAAAAUUAAUGUCACCAUUAAUCCUUGUAUAUUUUAUAGAUGCUUAAAUACGUUUGUUCGUAAUUUAUUAACUAACUUACAUUUAUUUUAUACUUGUCAAGGCCCAAACGUGGUCCACCUGGAUACCAACUAGGACCUUUCCAUAAGACGGACAAUUUAUUUGCCGAAGAUUUCAUGCCCUUACUCUUGUUUAUCAUCGCUUUCGCAUAAAACGUCUAUAAUUAUAAUUCAAUUGAAAAGUACUAGAUGUGUAUGUAUGUGUAGCGCGUGCGCGCGUGUGUAUAUGUAUAUAUGAUUUAUGUAUGUAUAUGUGCAAUCAAGCAGUUGGACUUGUGUAAAUGCAAUUAAUGUAACCAGUAUGCAAAAACGUAUUACAUAGAAUAUGAUUAUAAAAAAAAAUAUUGUUUCGUGAAAUAAUCCAUAAAUAUUAUUAAUAAAAGAGAAAGAAAUGGGUCACUUAA